AGCUUGUGGCGUUCACCAGAUGCUUGAUGUGGUCGUUUUGUAUGACACAUCAUUGAGUCUUACUUCUGCUGAUUUAGCUGACCAGAUAUCAUUCAUAUAUAACUUGGGAUUCCAACUCUACUUGCAUCCUGACCACACAAACAUAGCGGGGAUAGGGGUAGACAAUUCAUCCCACUUCGGCUGGGGUCUACGUGACUACAUGACUACAACUGACCUAUGGUUUUUUAUGCAAAGUAAUGUUACCCUUACAGGAGGGGGAUCCGAUUUGUCGCCUGGCAUGGAUAUGGCUUGGAACAACAUAUUGUCCUCAAACGCCAGAUCUGGGUCAACACGGUGGUUGCUAGUGCUUACAAGCACGACUGUUAUGUCCUCCACAACAAGUCUGGACGCCAUGAAGGCAGCUGGUGUCAAAGUAGGAUUCGUAUCUACCCAACCCGCAACGUCUUAUACAAGUUUAGCUUCCGAUUCCAGAUAUAUAUUAGGUGGAUCGACGUGGUCCACAAUUUCUGCACAAGCUGUCGCUGAACUUAUGUUUUGUCCCCCCUAUUGUGAAAGUUUUGUAUUUUACUAUGACCUUCCUAGCACAAUGUCUAUUAUUGCCGACACCAAUUCCAGAGUAAGUGGAGAAGGUGCUUACAACAUCCACUGCUGCGGAGCUUUGGCGUCACUGGAGUAUAAAGCCGCAACAUCCGGGUCUUUUGUGUUACAGGUCUGGAGAGCUGAGUACUUGGCCUAUCAGACGACAAUUACUGCUAGUGUGGGGUAUCAAAGCUACACAUUUUCACCGAAAGUGGCUAUUGCAGCGGGUGACGUCCUUGGAUGGUACUCAGCCGGGGUAAAUCCUAUCGGGAUAGCGGCUAACUGCUCAGGAGAACUUUGUCAAAAAGAGAUACGACGGGUAACCGAUAUGGGGUCGUUGGCAGUCGGAGACUAUUACGCCUGGUCCUCGGCGUAUGCGAUGCCAGAUACUGCUUUUGCGAUCAAGUUUACGAUGGUUAACGGGUUGAUCAGCUUGAUGACGACACUUCCGGUCACUGGCGUAGCGACGCCGUACUUUUUAUCGUUGUCAGUCUUCGACUCCUGUUUGAACACUGCCUCUGUUGCUAUCAACAUCACAACUGUCGUCGUGCCUCUGGCGAUCAACAAUCUACCGACGGAAGUAGAACUAGGCGAUGACACCAGUUCUGAGACUUUACUUAUCGUCAUCAAUGCAACCGAUCCAGCUGCAGACAGUAUUUCCUGUAUGUUGACCUCCAUCUUGCCAGAGACAACAAAUUUCAGAGUGGAUGACUACUUGAAUGGAAACUGUGAAAGCUUUGAUUUUUAUUAUGAACUUCCCAACUCCAUGUCUGUCAUUGCCGACAAAAAUUCCAAUGUUGGAUACUAUUUGAUAUCUGAGUCAAAAGGGCCAAGUGCUUACAAUAUCCACUGCUGUGGAGCCCUGUCGUCAUUAGAUUUUAAGGCAGCAACAUCCGGGUCUUUUGUGUUACAGGUCUGGAGAGCCGAGUACUUGAUUUAUCAGACCACUAUUACAACUACAGCAGGAGUGAAUCCGAUCGGAAUGGCCACUAGCUGUGUAGGGGAUCUAUGUCCACAAGAUAUAAAGAUAGUGACGGACAUGGGGUCGUUGUCAGUCGGAGACUUCUACGAUUGGUCUUCUGCGUCUGCGAUGCCGGACACGGCUUUUGCUAUCAAGUUUACAAUUGUCAACGGAACAGUUCCUACAUUUUCCGGUGGUAGUUCACCCAUAUCGAUAUCAGAGAGUUUAACUGUGGGAUCUAGUGUUACAGUCGUGAGCUUAACUGAUGACUUUGGCGACCAGUUUAUGUUUUCCGAUUUAGGAAAUCCCUACUUUGGGAUUAAUCAAACAACAGGCUUAAUAAGCUUGAUGACAUCACUUCCUGUCACUGGUGUAGAAACGCCGUACUUUCUGACUAUGUCAGUCAUAGACUCCUGUUUUAACACUGCCUCCAUUGCCAUCAACAUCACUACUUUUGUCCAGCCUCUAGCGAUCAACAAUCUGCCAACAGAAGUAGAAAUUGGUGAUGACGUCAGUUUUGAAACUUUACUUAUCGUUAUCAAUGCAACCGAUCCAGCUGCCGACAGCAUUUCCUGUAUUCUGAGUUCGAUUUUACCAAAUACUACAAACUUCAGAUUGGAUGACUACUUAAAUGGAACUGCUGGUAUGUUUCUAAAUGCUGGUGCGGCGCUGGACUUUAAAACAGUUGAAGAAUACAAGAUAUCCAUUACCUGUACAGGAAUGUCAUCAACGGAAUCAUUCAUGACAGUCAGAAUCUUGGACAAAUCUGUUACAACACCAUAUACAGUGCCAGCGUGGGCGGCGGGCGCCAUCGUUGUUAGCGUGGGAUCGGUGGGCGUUGUCCUUGCUAUGGUCUGUUUCCUCAUUGUUGUCAUCCUGGCAACCACGGACGAAGCAGAAGUAAUGCCACCUAUGGAAGAAGAUGAAAACGACAAAACGCCACUCGAUGAUGUUGCACAGAUGUGUAAAAUCAUUGAUAGAUGGGAGUCUGAACAAGAGGGAGUCGGAGAAAUUUGAUACCUAUGCGCAUUUCUAAAUUCCUGUCUACUUUACAGAAAUAUGGUACAAGGCUUAUCAAAUGUUUUCAUUUAUCAUUUAAAAACAUUUUGUUUAUAAUCUUUAUGCCCACAUAUUUUUUUUCACACCAUUUUGUUUAAUGGUUUUGUGAAGAUCGUGUGAUUUAAUAUGGCAUUAAAUAUCCAUUAAUAAAAAUUGCGCAAGUAGGUAAUUAGAGACGCGAUAUUAUUUUUCAAUAUAAAAAGAACUGUUUCAAAUUAACUGUUAUGAUAUUCAA
Messenger RNA from Magallana angulata, 2834 nucleotides. RefSeq lists its product as uncharacterized. Gene Ontology annotation, biological process: homophilic cell-cell adhesion. Bases 20 to 2557 code for a protein of 845 amino acids. NCBI's taxonomy places the organism in Eukaryota, Metazoa, Mollusca, Bivalvia, Ostreida, Ostreidae. The record is from RefSeq and is a predicted model, not a curated record. Gene Ontology annotation, cellular component: membrane. The transcript has 15 exons. Gene Ontology annotation, molecular function: calcium ion binding.